Molecule: messenger RNA, 936 nt
Organism: Penicillium samsonianum
Lineage: Eukaryota; Fungi; Ascomycota; Eurotiomycetes; Eurotiales; Aspergillaceae
Product: Short-chain dehydrogenase/reductase SDR
Exons: 1
Coding region: 1-936 (311 amino acids)
Source: RefSeq, a predicted model, not a curated record
AUGUCUUUUCUUUUCGGCAGGAGCCACUCUUUUGAUCCCAGAAAGGAUAUUUCAAGCCUUUCUGGGCGGGUUAUUCUGGUGACUGGGGGCAACAAUGGUCUCGGAAAAGAAACCAUAAAGCAAUUGGCGGCGCACGACCCCACAAAGAUAUACAUGGGCGCUCGCAGCGCCAAGAAAGCAGAAGAAGCAAUUAUUGAUAUCAAACGAGAAGUUCCUUCUGCUGAGAUCGUGUUUCUGGACAUAGAUCUUGCGUCUUUCGCCUCGAUCAAACGCGCGGCUGAAACAUUCCUGUCCACAAACGACCGUCUCGAUAUUCUUAUCAACAACGCCGGUAUCUUUGCUGCUCCGCCUGGCUUGACCGACGAUGGUUACGAGGUCCAAUUUGGCACAAAUUACAUGGGUUCGGCACUGCUGACUCGACUACUUCUGCCGAUCCUCACCAAGACUGCUGAUACCGGGGCCGAUGUUCGCAUUGUGAACAUUAGCUCUGAGAUAUACCGAAACGCUCCCAAAGCCGGUAUACUUCUCAAGCAGGUAAAGACACCGCUCACCGAGAUCAGCACUGUCGCCCGUUAUGGUCACUCCAAACUCGCCAACAUAUACUUCGCGAGGUCUUGCGCCAAGAAGUUUCCCAGUAUUAAGUCGGUUUCUCUACACCCGGGGCUUGUCCGGACGAAUAUUGGAGGUGGAAUGACAGCCAACCCAGUUCUCUCAUUCAUUUUUCGUCUGUUCAGCUCAGUAGCUUCCGUGGAUGUUCCUACUGGCACACUCAAUCAGCUAUGGGCAAGUACCGCUGAUUCGGCUGAAGUGAAGAACGGAGCGUACUACAUCCCUUUCUUCAAGGAAGCGAAAAGAACGGGCAUCGAGAGUGGCAUGGACAAAGCGGAGGAAUUGUGGCAAUGGACAGAACGAGAGUUCAAGGAACAUGGCUUUUAG